AAAAGAAUCUUCCUCUUUUGUUUCCUUUGAGGUUAGAAGGCGGAGCUUCUCAUUGUCUUGGUUAGGGUCGUUCUUAAAGCCAUUUUAAGGUUUAUAAAGUGUGUUGUUAUGACUCACUUCGCUGCCUCCUUUGUGCAAUUUUAAAAGAAGGUUAAGCGGUAAACUUAAGAUGACCACCAUCUGUCACCUCUGGACUCUGCUGAUAAUUCACAGCGUAUUUGUAUGUGGAGACAUUCAAUUCCUAGAGAGGCAGGAGGGUGAUUCAGUGGACUUUCCAUGUGCCAUGAAACCCCGAAACCCCUCUCCAUUCGGCUUCUACAUGAAGCGCACGUGGCUGCAUCCCGGCAAAGUGCUUUUCAAAUACACCCGCACCAAGGCAGAUGUGAAAGACCCCGCCGACAUACAUCGCUUGGCGGUCAGAGGUGACCCCAACAACCAUUCCCUGACCGUCACUUUAUCUGAUCUGAGAGCCAACGACACUGACCGCUACUAUUGUGAGUUUGUGGUCGUCAAUCGGGCUGAGGACGAAUUCGUGCCGGGAGACACGGAAUUUUUCCUCCUGGUUAAUCCCGGUUGCACAUCCGGAAGCACCGACAACUACCGAGUACCACUGAGUCUAAGUUUGUACCCCCUCCCCGGUGGAUCAGUGGACAUCGGGCGCAUUGAUGUGUGCACGGGGGGCUCGGCCGUCGUCUCCUGUCUCCCCCCAAAUGGCGAGGACCUUCCGGUGGAGGGCGUGAGGUUGAUGCGGCGAAGAGGCCGAGGUCCUGUGGAGCUGCUUUACCACUCCCAGCGGCACCUGGUCGAUGGGCCCACCGCCACCUCCCGAUUCCAGUUGUGGUCGGCCCCGGGCCCCAGGGGCUUCACGUACAACCUAACCCUGCGACAUCUACAGCCUGAGGAUAGCGGCCUGUACAGCUGCCAGCUCCUUCUCCGGGGCCACCACGAUAUUAGCUCCUCACUCCAUAUGAGACAAGCUGUCUUUGUUUCUGUGGAAGGAGGGUCCUGUGGGUGCUCCAGCUACCGGACUCUGCUGUAUGCUCUGUCCUCUGCCGUGUUGGUCCUUCUAGUGUUGCUCGUUUUAAUACUCGUCUAUUACAAACGAGCACACAGCCGUGCCGCCUCACGCCCUGCGGCGCCCAUCUAUGAAGAGAUGUCAGGGGUGAAGACCCUCAGCGCUAAAAUGGACGACAUUGAGGUGUCAGAAUAUCGCAACAACAAAGUGAAGAGAAACUGCCCGGACAACCAUUACGAAACUCCCAUUAGGUCAGCUUUCUAAAUAUCACUGGCUUCUUCUUAGUUUACAAAAUUUGAAUCUGAAUUGGUUAUGAACUUUGUAGUUUUAUGUUUAUUUUUUUAUUAACCCUACCUAGACAUUACCAAUGCAGUUAGUUUGGGAGAAUUUCAGUAUAAAUUUUAAAUCGGGUGCACUGGUAACUUUUUCUAGUUAAUUUUAAAGAUAAUUAUAUAGUUUUGACAUUUUUAGUGUCUUGUCUAUUUGAGUUUUAUUUCAUUUACUAUUUGAUUUUAUUUCAAUGUGUACCGCACUUCUGUCAACAUUUGUAGUUUGAAAGUGUGAUCAGAAAUAAACGUGACUUUUUUCCAAGAAAUAAUCAACCUUUCA
Syngnathus acus (greater pipefish) is the source of this 1624-nucleotide messenger RNA. It is a transcript of the gene cd7al, whose product is annotated as cd7 antigen-like. The record is from RefSeq and is a predicted model, not a curated record. Gene Ontology annotation, molecular function: signaling receptor activity. Gene Ontology annotation, biological process: adaptive immune response. The coding region runs from base 170 to 1279 and encodes 369 amino acids. The transcript is spliced from 5 exons. Lineage: Eukaryota; Metazoa; Chordata; Actinopteri; Syngnathiformes; Syngnathidae. Gene Ontology annotation, cellular component: membrane.